Harmonia axyridis is the source of this 554-nucleotide messenger RNA. RefSeq names its product ejaculatory bulb-specific protein 3-like. NCBI's taxonomy places the organism in Eukaryota, Metazoa, Arthropoda, Insecta, Coleoptera, Coccinellidae. The record is from RefSeq and is a predicted model, not a curated record. The transcript has 2 exons. The coding region runs from base 48 to 446 and encodes 132 amino acids.
CAUUAGAAUCAGUUCGAAUCGUAGUCUUUUACAUCAAACAGUUGAAAAUGAACAACGUUUUCGUUAUUUGUUUCAUCGCUCUUUUCGGUUUCGUUCUGUGUCGGCCCGAUGAAAAAUACACUAGCAAAUAUGAUAAUGUUGAUGUUGACGAAAUUCUGAAAAGUGAAAGAUUGUUGAAUAACUAUUACAACUGUAUCAUGACUGGAGAAGCAUGCACUCCUGAUGGAAAAGAGCUGAGAAUGAACAUGCCAGACGCCCUGAAGACAGGAUGUUCCAAAUGUACCGAUAAGCAGAAGGGGAUGUCCAAGAAAGUAGUGAAUUUCCUGUUGGAGAAAAAACCAGACAUGUACAAGAAACUCGAGGAUAAAUUCGACCCUGAAGGUGUCUACAGGAUGAAGUACAAAGCCGAAUUGGAAGCUGAAGGUAUCAAACUCUCCAGGAAAUGAAGGAUAACGAACUAAUGAUGAUGACUUGCUAUUUCUGAUAAUGAAUGUUCUGAUUUUCUUAAUUGAUGUAAUGUUUUAUUCCAUUAAACCAGCAUUUUAAAAAAUUCA